Messenger RNA from Spea bombifrons (plains spadefoot toad), 1649 nucleotides. It is a transcript of the gene DAP3, whose product is annotated as death associated protein 3. The record is from RefSeq and is a predicted model, not a curated record. Gene Ontology annotation, biological process: apoptotic process. Gene Ontology annotation, molecular function: structural constituent of ribosome. The coding region runs from base 125 to 1297 and encodes 390 amino acids. The transcript is spliced from 12 exons. Lineage: Eukaryota; Metazoa; Chordata; Amphibia; Anura; Pelobatidae. Gene Ontology annotation, cellular component: mitochondrial ribosome; mitochondrial small ribosomal subunit.
AUCUGAGUGUGACUGGCUGGGGGAAGGACGCGAAGCGUGGGGUUACUGGCUUCUGCUGUCAUUAGAAUAAAGCUCCCGGGUCCCUGCUCAGGUCAUCGCCGUCUCUCCCAGGCCUCUGACAGAAAUGCCGCUCAGACACCUCGUGGGAUGGAGCCGGCACAAGGUGAUUCCUGCGCGCCACAUGCUCGGCCGGGCAUGGAUGAGCGGCGCCUUGCCGCAGGCUGACGCUGUGCCCCGAGACAUCUUCCGGACCAUCGAAAGUGACCCGGACCGCCAUACGGAGCACCAUGAAGCUCAGUAUUACUCCAUCCCCUCGCAGGAGCUUAAGGUGGUCUUCCCACAGGGUUUGCCGUACCGCUACCAGUUACAGUGCAAGACCUUCAAUGAAGCGUGUCUGAUGGUCCGCAAACCCGCUCUGGAGCUCAUCAGCUACCUGAGAAACGCCAACUACUCCCAGCCGGCGGUCCGCUACGUCGUGUAUGGGAAGAGAGGAACCGGUAAAAGCCUGACGCUGUGUCACGUGUUACAUUACUGCCACCGGCAGGGCUGGCUGCUUCUGCACAUCCCGGACGCUCACAACCUGAUGAAGAACUGUAAGGAGCUCAUGACGUCUUCCUACAACAAGGACCGAUAUGACCAGCCGCUGGAAGCUUCCUCCUGGCUGAAGAACUUCAAAGCCUCCAAUGAGCAAUUCCUGAGGCAGAUCCAGACGCAGCAAAGGUACGUUUGGAGCAAACGGGAGGCUACGGAGAAGGGCAGGCCUUUGGGAGAGGUUGCCGACCAGGGCCUGACCAGAGUGAAGAGCGCCAGCGACGCGGUGGGCGUGAUUUUGAAGGAGUUGAAGCUGCAGAGCGGCAGUGGCAGCUUCCGUCUGCUGGUGUCUGUAGACGGAGUAAACGCCUUUUGGGGAAGAAGCACCUUAAGGAAAGAGGACAAAAGUAUGGUUUCUCCGGAGGAGCUCACCCUGGUCCAUAACCUCAGGAAGAUGGUGAAGAAUGACUGGACCGGGGGCGCUAUUGUCGCCAGCGUGACGCACACAGGGUCUCUCUUCAAGCCGAAGUCUGCCUACUUGCCUUUUGAGCUCCUGGGGAAGGAUGGAUUUGAAGCGUUGGAUCCGUUCGUACCCGUCCAAGUGCCCGACUACAGCGAAAAAGAGUUUGAGAGCUGCUACCGGUACUAUCUGGAGAGGAACUGGCUGCAGCACCCGCAAGCUCGCGCCGAGGCAGGAAAGAAGGAGAUCCUUUUUCUAAGCGAUUCCAACCCGCGGGAGCUGGAGAAAAUCUGUUCGUUCCUCUGAAGUCCUGCGAGGAGGAGACUGCCGUGGUCUGAGCUGUCCGCCGUGGUGUCGUUCGUGAGGAUGGCGUCGGCCUGUUUCCAGCGAUGUCUCGAAGCUGGCACUCCCUCCGUCUCUCCGGAGCCACUUUCUAUGUAAAGCAAUCGCCUUUUGUGACUUUAUAACAGGCUGAAGGUUACAGGGGAGCCUGCGUCCCCCGAUGUACGGAUUAAACUGUUCUUCGCCCGCUCCCCUUCUCCCGGCGGAGGUCACCGGUCAUCUCGGAGUCCGGCCUCGUCGUGUGCUCCGGGGUGAAGUCUUCAUGUUCUCUUUGGUUCAGCAAGAGUUAAACCAGUGAAUAAAUGUUUUUCCUAAA